AUGUUUCGUGUUAUAAGAAAAUCGAAUUUGUUUGUCUUUUUUCUAAUAAUCUUAGUACCACCUGUUCAAUCAAUUUUAUCUCAUACAUCAACUGCAACAUUCGAUUCCAAUCAAGCAUGUUCAUCUGCUAGCUCAAUUGAUAGUCAUGCUGAUGAUUAUAUUUUGCCUCAAAAAUCAAUUUUCAUAACUGCGUCUCACCUAACUGAUGAACAAAUAGAUCAUCUUGAUCAAUUUCUUCAACAUUUUAAUAUUCAUUAUUCAGAUGAAAUCGAUGAACAAACAACACAUUUAAUAACUGAUGAUACAACAAUUCCAUUUGUUUGUGCUUUAUCAUCAAAAGUUGUUCAUGCAUUAGCACGUCAUUUAAUUGUUUUAUUAAUACGUUGGAUUGAUGAAUGUCUUCACAUUGUGAAAUACGUGGUGAUUUAA
Molecule: messenger RNA, 429 nt
Organism: Rotaria sp. Silwood2
Lineage: Eukaryota; Metazoa; Rotifera; Eurotatoria; Philodinida; Philodinidae
Source: the annotation of a GenBank genome assembly